Messenger RNA from Blastomyces dermatitidis ER-3, 1632 nucleotides. Its product is annotated as ATPase. Lineage: Eukaryota; Fungi; Ascomycota; Eurotiomycetes; Onygenales; Ajellomycetaceae. Gene Ontology annotation, molecular function: enzyme activator activity; single-stranded DNA helicase activity; DNA binding. Gene Ontology annotation, cellular component: nucleus. The coding region runs from base 1 to 1632 and encodes 543 amino acids. Gene Ontology annotation, biological process: DNA repair; DNA-templated DNA replication; regulation of DNA repair. The transcript has a single exon. The record is from RefSeq and is a predicted model, not a curated record.
AUGGUCAAAUGUCCAAUUUGCGAAAAGUUCGUGAAAGAAACCAAGAUCAACUCCCACCUUGACUCCGAUUGCCAAAGCUUCGUUGACGUCGACUCAAGCCAAACAACUGAUGGCUCUUCUCAAGGAGCUCAAACAACUCUUCCUGUCUCGUCAUUUUUCCAGAACUCCGUAAGAAAGGCGGCUCCUCUACCAAUAUCGAAAAUAGACGGCCUGGCAACAUCUCCUACACCGACCCAAAGUCUCAAGAGGAAGCGAUCGUUCGCGGAUCACGGUGGUCCGCAGCAAGAUCUAGACCGACCUAGAAAUGCUAAGCCGGAUUUUUUGGAGGACGGUGGCUGCACGACUAAGCGGAACCGGACGUCUAAUGCACUUAAAAAUGCAGCUCCGCUAGCGGAACGUAUGCGUCCACAGACAUUAGACGACGUUUGCGGACAGGAGCUUGUUGGGCCAUCAGGGGUGCUUCGUGGGCUCAUUGAACAGGACCGGGUACCAAGCAUGAUACUUUGGGGUGGUGCUGGAACAGGGAAGACGACUAUUGCGCGCGUCAUUGCAAAGAUGGUCGGCAGCAGAUUUGUGGAAAUCAACAGCACCAACUCUGGAAUCGCUGAAUGGAAGAAGCUAUUUGCUGAAGCAAAGAAUGAGCUCAGUUUGUCUGGGAAGAAAACCAUCCUUUUUUGUGACGAGAUCCACCGAUUUUCCAAAUCGCAGCAGGAUGUUUUCCUUGGCCCUGUUGAGAGUGGUCAAAUAACGUUCAUUGGCGCUACCACCGAGAAUCCUUCGUCCAGGAUCCAAAAUGCUCUGUUGUCGCGAUGCCGCACGUUUACUCUCGCGAAACUCACAGUCGAGAAUAUCGUUUCGAUACUUAAUCGCGCGCUGGAAGUCGAAGGCUCCAAUUAUUCUCCCUCUCCUCUAGUAGACGACGAGCUAAUUAAGUAUCUCGCCGCCUUUGCUGAUGGGGAUGCUCGAAUAUCCCUCAACUUAUUGGAGCUCACAAUGGACCUGUCGCGCCGUGAAGGAAUGACUAAGGAGGAUCUUAAAAAGUCUUUAACAAAAACACUCGUCUACGAUCGGGUCGGUGACCAACAUUAUGACACUAUAUCCGCAUUCCACAAGUCCAUUCGGGGCAACGACCCUGAUGCCGCUCUCUAUUAUCUGGCGCGAAUGAUUCAAUCCGGGGAAGACCCACUUUACAUCGCUCGACGGCUAAUCGUAGUUGCUUCUGAGGAUAUUGGACUGGCCGAUAAUACGAUGCUGACGCUUGCAACCUCUGCGUAUACCGCAGUGGAGAAAAUUGGCAUGCCUGAAGCUCGCAUUAACCUCGCUCAUGCGACGGUCGCCUUGGCUUUAUCUAAGAAGAGCACAAGGGCCUAUCGGGGCCUUGGCAACGCGCUAGCAGUGUUAGAAGAACCCGGGAUGGCUGGCUUGCCAAUUCCCAUCCAUUUAAGAAAUGCCCCGACAAAGUUGAUGAAAGAAAUGGGGUAUGGGAAGGAAUACAAAUAUAAUCCGAACUAUGUUGAUGGAAAAGUGGCCCAAGUCUAUCUUCCUGAAAAGUUGCUUGGCAAGAAAUUUUUAGAAGAUCACGAUCUUGGACUUCAGGUAGAUACAGACCUCUCUGAUAGCUUUGAAUACUAA